Molecule: messenger RNA, 269 nt
Organism: Polyodon spathula (Mississippi paddlefish)
Lineage: Eukaryota; Metazoa; Chordata; Actinopteri; Acipenseriformes; Polyodontidae
Product: retinal cone rhodopsin-sensitive cGMP 3',5'-cyclic phosphodiesterase subunit gamma-like
Exons: 3
Coding region: 12-269 (85 amino acids)
Biological process (GO): positive regulation of epidermal growth factor receptor signaling pathway; positive regulation of G protein-coupled receptor signaling pathway; visual perception
Cellular component (GO): photoreceptor outer segment membrane
Molecular function (GO): 3',5'-cyclic-nucleotide phosphodiesterase activity; cGMP binding
Source: RefSeq, a predicted model, not a curated record
GGUUCUGAAACAUGACCAUUGGGAGCAGCUCUAAUACCAACCCCACCAAAGUGAUGAGGCCCCCUGCCACCCCUCGGAUAGGACCCCUCAAAUUCAAACAGAGGCAGACUAGACAGUUCAAGAGCAAGCCCCCCAAGAAAGGAGUACUCGGUUUUGGGGACGACAUCCCUGGGAUGGAGGGCCUUGGAAUAAACUUCCAUGACAUCUGCCCAUGGGAAGCUUUCAGUCACUUGGAGCUCCACGAGCUGGCCCAGUAUGGUAUUAUCUGA